AUGAAGUGGAUAGUAUCUAUCAUAUAUUUUCAGGAGGCCCAGACGGAACAAACAAUGCUCAUCGAUUUAUCCUUACCGGAGGAACGAAUCCGAAUGGAAAUACAGGAUUCACUAAUAAAAGAAGCGGACAAAAAACUGAUAGCAUUGCCUAAUAUACCAAUCCAAGGAGCGAAUGCUCAACAAAGAUUACAGCACCCUGUAUUUCCAAAAAAAGAAUGGUUGAAAAGACAUAUGAUGAAUCAUACCGGUGAAAAGCUGCGUGGUUAUGCGGAAAGCAACAAAACUUUUUUUCAAUCAUCCGAUCUGGAAAGGCAUUUGAUAAAUCGUACCGAUGAAAAGCCGACUAUUUAUAUGGUGAUCCAUAUCGGUAAAGAACAGACACAGUCACCGAAUUUACCAAUCCACGGAUCGAAUGCUGAACAAGAAUUACGACAUCCUGCAUUGGAAAGAUAUAAAAAGACUUAUGCUGGCGAAAAGCCGUACGAUGGCUCGUCAUGCCAAAAAAGUUCUCCUCAUCCAUCGAAUUUGGGAAAACAUAUGAGGAUACAUAAAAGUGAAAAAUCGCAUGGUUGUCCGAUAUGCAGAAAAAAUUUCUCUCGAAUAAUGCAUUUGGAAACACAUAUGAGGAUUCACACCGGUAAAAAGCCGUACAAUUGUUCAGAUUGUGGAAAACGUUUCUCUGAUCCAUCGGCUUUUAGAGGACAUAUGAGGAUUCAUACUGGUGAAAAGCCGUACAAUUGUUCAGAAUGUGGAAAACGUUUCUUUCAAUCAUCAAUUUUGCAAAAUCAUAUGUUGACCCAUAACGGUGAAAAACUGCAUGGCUGUCCAAAAUGCAAAAAAAAUUUCUUUCGACCAUCGGAUUUGGAAAGACAUAUGAAGAUUCAUACCAGUGAAAAGCCAUACAAUUGUUCAGAAUGUAGAAAACGUUUCUCUGGUUCAUCGAAUUUGAGAAAACAUAUGAGAAUUCAUACCGGUGAAUGGCGGUACAAUUGUUCAGAAUGUGGAAAACGUUUCUUUGAUUCAUCAAAUUUACAAAUUCAUAGGUUGACCCAUACCGGUGAAAAGCGGUACAGUUGUCAGAAAUGCAACAAAAAUUUCUCUCAGUUAUUGCAUUUGGAAACACAUACGAGGAUUCAUACCGGUGAAAAGCCAUACAAUUGUUCAGAUUGUGGAAAACGUUUCUCUGUUUUAUCAAGUUUUAAAAGACAUAUGAGGAUUCAUACCGGUGAAAAGCCAUACAAUUGUUCAGAUUGUGGAAAACGUUUCUCUGUUUUACCAAGUUUUAAAAGACAUAUGAGGAUUCAUACCGGUGAAAAGCCGUACAAUUGUUCCGUAUGCGAGAAAAGAUUUUCUCGAAGAGGUGAUUUGAAUAAGCAUAUGAAAUUUCAUCGCAAUGAUAGUUACUCUUCUAAUUGGACUGCAUGCAACCAAGGCAAUUCACUUUGA
Messenger RNA from Cercopithifilaria johnstoni, 1446 nucleotides. Lineage: Eukaryota; Metazoa; Nematoda; Chromadorea; Rhabditida; Onchocercidae. The record is from the annotation of a GenBank genome assembly.